UUCUUUUCUUCUUUCUAUCCAAAAGAUUCUUUUUUCAUUCGUCUUCAUUCUUCUCCUUGAGGAAAAAAAAAACGAUUCGUUCCCUUUUGUUGUAUCGAUUCCCUUUUUUUCAUCUUUUAUACAUCUCCCACUUCUGCAUUUCUUAUUCCUCUCUUUUCUUUUCCUUUUUCUUAUAAUUUUUUUUUAUUCACCCUCUUCCAUCAUUGUAUAAUUCUUCAUUUUUACUUUAUCAUCAUAUCCAAAAAUCCAAAACACACCAUCUUGUCUGCCAUUUUAUAUUAUUGAUUCUCAUGACUACAACCAUUGUUACCACGACAACAUCCUUGAUUGAAAACGGGCUGAAUGGCCAACAUGCAAUGCUUGUUGAAUCGCUUUUAAGUGACGACAGCCACAGUGAGACAACGGUCAUACAAGAAGAUACGGGUUCAUGCGACAUUGAUGUAUAUCACGGAUCAUGGAAUCACCACUCUGGACUGCAGAAAGAAAAGAAAAAGAGAGACUCGUUUCGCGUACGGUUCAAGGGAUUAAUACAAAUGUCUUUUAAUCGGUGUCACCGACGCACCGCCGCCGCAGCCACGGGUGAUAUCCACAUCACAAAAAGUAGGACCAUGUCCGAUCUAUGCCUGCCUAAUGUGGCUCAUCCGACUAAUUGGGCAGUAUCCGACAUUUCAUCCGCAUCAACGUGUGUGACCGAUGAAACGUUGGCUGAGACGGGACGGUUCGCGUGUGAAGAAAAACAGAGUGGGGUCAAAGAAUGGCAUGAUGCAGGUCUGCCAGCGCCUCAGCCCACUACUCACCGGAUACCGCCCAUAAGGAAAAGCAUUCUGAAAACGGAUCGACUGCCGUCUACUCCCAUGGUUCAUGUACCUCAUAAAAAACGAUCGGCGGCUAGUUUAUUUAAUUUGCAAAGAAAGCGAUCUUCCGUGGUUCGAUUCAGCAAGACCCUGAAUAUUCAUGACACAUAUACCCAGCAAGAAUACGAUCGUGCUUCCGACCCUGCCGCGGCAUGUACCCAGCUCACGGCGGUUUUGGCCCAGAUGAUCAAGGAAGAACUCAAUCAGUACAAGUUGCAUGAAAUGGAAGUCCACUAUGCAAGCCGAGGUCACACUCACUUUUUCGAGUGAAAUCACCCAUCCAAAAAAAACGUCAUUCGUCG
Messenger RNA from Radiomyces spectabilis, 1156 nucleotides. RefSeq lists its product as uncharacterized. The record is from RefSeq and is a predicted model, not a curated record. The transcript is spliced from 2 exons. Bases 291 to 1124 code for a protein of 277 amino acids. Gene Ontology annotation, molecular function: actin binding. Gene Ontology annotation, biological process: actin cytoskeleton organization. Lineage: Eukaryota; Fungi; Mucoromycota; Mucoromycetes; Mucorales; Radiomycetaceae.